Messenger RNA from Drosophila navojoa, 2471 nucleotides. RefSeq lists its product as uncharacterized. The record is from RefSeq and is a predicted model, not a curated record. Lineage: Eukaryota; Metazoa; Arthropoda; Insecta; Diptera; Drosophilidae.
GACUUUGACAGUGCAAGUCGACGGUUGCGGGCGCGCGCGUCUCGAGUUUGUUGUUAGUUUUCAUGUGUUGUUGUUGCUCGUGGCUGUGCUGCUGCUCCUGCUGCUGCCGUUCUCGCUGCAGUUAAAGUAACAAGCGCGAGCGUGUCCUUGCCGGUUGUGUACUUCACUUCCUCUGCCACUUCUACCACUUCAAUUGAAGCGAUUCCCCAAAGUGUGUGCAUUGCCAAUGCAGUCAUAAAAGCGCCAGUUUACAUAUUGGCUUAUUGGCAUGCUCCUGGCUGUCCGGAAAACGGCCGCGUCGCGAAUGCUGCUGCAGGCAUAAGUUGUUGACCAGCUGCCGCCGGAAUGGCCAGCGAACGUUUAGCCAGUGGCGGGCGUCACGCACGCGUCAGCCCGACGCCGGGACGUGGCAGCAAAAUCGCGUAUACACCGUGUCCGCGCUCCGAGCCGCCACAGGAUCUGGAGCUGGCUGCCACGGCCCGCAAUUGUCUGGCCAUACCAAUGUCCUCGCUGCAGACUGCAAACGGACCCAAUAGCAAAGAAUCCAUUGCAGAACGAUGUAGCGCACUAUCGGGCAUACCCAGUACCCCGACCACGUCCACGUCCUUUACACAGCCAAACAAUCCCUAUGAGGUGGACCUACCGCAGCCGCUGGUCGAUAGAUCCGUGUCGCUGAUGCGUUGGAACAGCAGCGGCAACAGCGCCGGCACAAAUAACAGUCUCAUCCGUUUGCAGCAACAGUUGCAACCGCAGCAACAGCAGCAGCAGCAGCAACAGCAACAGCAGCAACAGCAGCAGCAGCAACAGUUACAGCAGCAACAGCAACAGCUACAGCAGCAUCAACUCCUACCGACCUACUCGUAUCAGCCACAUCAACUGCCACAGACUCUCAGUGCGACGAGUACUUAUUUAACGGCUGCCGCUGCGGCGACGCGGCAAGGCAACUUUGGUAGUGGUGGCACCGCGGGAACCACUCGGGCAGAGCCCAUUUCCCUGGCUACCUUGGAUCGCGAUUGUUUCAUCAUUCCGGUGCACAGCGUAGAUCGCUUUCUGCCAGCUGGCAUACCACUACCCGCUCUGAGUGCCGAUGGCAAGGCGUGCAGUCCGUUGAGCGUUUUGGAGGUCUCUGAUCCCAAGUUGUGCAUUCUUGUCCACCUCAUGAGUCCACUGGAAGCCAUAGAUCCUGUGAUGGAAUCACCGCUCUCCCAUCCGCUGCUGAAGCAACGCGCCAUUGCCUCAGAGCUCUUAACAGAGGUACAGCAGGCGAAUACAGCUGUCGGUGGCAUGAUACUAGUCAACAUGGAGAAGAGCUCCGAAUUUCCUUUUAUAUCAUAUUACUUGAUAAACACGAUGCAAACGGAUCCAUCGAAUUUCUAUGCCAACCUGCGCGUCUCUUCGCUAUCUAAAUUCGAGCCGAAAGCACUCAAAUACACUGCCGCGCACACGCUGGACCUGUACAGCGAGGUGGCUGCCAUUUGCCGACCGCCUUUGGUUCUGCCCUCCAACGAGGCGGGCAGCUUUAAGAAGUCCCAGACAGCGGCCACUGGCUACAUAAUCAGCGUAUUCAAGGUUUUCGAGGGCGACGAUGGCGAGCGCUUCGAAAAGAAUUGGUUGUACUGGACAGGUGCGCGAAUGUUGUACAGAUAUUUACCUCGCGCUGCAGGCCUUCGGCGCAUUGCCUUGCACAAGAGCACCUCACAGAAGGGCGACAAAAUGUAUCUGUUGGUGUGUGAGUGUGCGGAACUUUUGAAGGAUAUUUCAUUGGCCGCAUUUUUAAUACCCGCACUGCGUGCCCGUCUGUGCGGCUACACGGGACUCUAUCGACCAAUACAGACUUUCUAGAGCAAAUAAAAACAACUAUUUUUCUAUGCUGUAAAUAGAGAUGGGAAACUGAAAACUGUAAACUGAAAAAAGGCAAAUGUUAAUAAGUGAAUCGAUUUUUAACUAAUUAUUAAUGGGAUAUACAUACUUAUAUAUAUAUCUAUAUAUAUAUAAAGCCAACACAAGCAACUUUUAAAUUCUAAUAGGCACAGAAACACACACACACAAGGCAAUAUCAUUAGCAAGUAGACAAUAUACUCAAGGUAACUCAUAUCGUACAUAUGUUAACUUUUUCUAUAAAUAUAGACGCAACACAAAUAGGACCAUAUCUAGUGAAAAGAAGACAACGUUAAAACAAAGCAAAACAAUACAACUUCCAUUUUUUAGCCGCGCAUAUAGAUUUUCAAUUCUACUUAAGUAUAUACUCUAUAUAUACAUAUAUAUAUAUAUACUUAAAUAUAUAUAUAUACAUAUAUAUAGACAAGUUACGCUGAAUUUUUAUUAAAACUAUGCGCUGAAAUGUAGGCUAUGAAAUUACAAGUCAAUUCUUAAUUCAUUAGUGUUGAUUAGUUUGUAUACCGACUAGAUAUACAUACAUACAUGUAGUAAAAGGAAAUCACAUUUUAUUGGGUUUCAACAACUAAUCAAAC